Molecule: messenger RNA, 915 nt
Organism: Lathyrus sativus (Indian pea)
Lineage: Eukaryota; Viridiplantae; Streptophyta; Magnoliopsida; Fabales; Fabaceae
Source: the annotation of a GenBank genome assembly
AUGGCGGAACCAAAAGAGUCAUCAAGAAAACGUGAAAAGACUAUGCUCGAUCAAGAACCUUCCUCUUCCAACCUAAUAUCACUGUUCGAUGAAUUCGUCAUCGAUGACUCCAAAAAGGUUGGACAAAAGCGCGGUAGAGUUAAAGCUGAUGCAAAUGUACCAAAAGAGAAUGUUCAUUCAGAGAUUCAUCCUCCUUCUCAAUGGUUUUCUGUUUACAAUACAAGAAAACCGAUGAAACAAAGAUAUCAUUACAAUUUGAAUGAUGCAAAAUUAUUACAACAUAUUGAGAAAGGGAUUUCAGAUAAGCUUCGAAUCAGCUGUGUAUCAUGUUGUUCUAAUCUAUGGGCAAUUAUCAUGGAUGCUGAAACUGAUUAUAAUGCUCAAGUUUACAAGUUGUCGCCAUUGUUUUUACCCAAGAAAUGGAUCAUGGAACAAUGGAGUAAGAACUUCUACAUUACUUCUUUUGCAGGGUCCGAGAAUAGAGACUCUGUUGUGGUAAUGUCAAAAGGUAUGAGGUAUACUCAACAAGCUUACAAAAUAAGCCGAUCUUUCCCCAAGGAAUGGAUGAACAAGAAGCGUGAACAAGGUUUUCAUGUCACCUCAAUGGGUACCGCUGGAAACCGCUGGUGUAUUGUUGUGUCUCGCAAUACUGGGUUCAGGGAUCAGGUGGUGGAACUUGAUUUCUUCUAUCCGAGUGACGUAAUCCAAAAACGUUUGGAUGAGGGUUAUAUGAUUACAGCAACUGCAGCUUCAUUGGCUCAAUCUGCAGUUAUAUUAAGUAUCCCGAGAAACAAGUGCGGCGAUGAAACUCAGGAAACUCUAGUUACACCUAUGUUUCCUAGUGCUCAUCUUAAGGAAAAAUGGCCGAAAAACCUUUACCUUUCCCAUUUGUGCAACGGGCCUACAGUAUGCUGA